Molecule: messenger RNA, 2205 nt
Organism: Oryza sativa Japonica Group (Japanese rice)
Lineage: Eukaryota; Viridiplantae; Streptophyta; Magnoliopsida; Poales; Poaceae
Product: proteinaceous RNase P 2
Biological process (GO): tRNA 5'-leader removal
Molecular function (GO): protein binding; ribonuclease P activity
Source: RefSeq, a predicted model, not a curated record
GAGCUAGAGGUGAGGUGACGAUGAGGCAUGGGCUAACGCGGCCUAUGGGCCUAUGGCCGCUAACCACCUCCAAACCCACCUCGCUAAUUAGGGUUCUUCUUCCUCCUCCACUACUCCACCCCACCACCACCCACACGGCCCCACCCAUGGCCACCGCCGCCGGCGCCUCCUCCCCGGCGCGCCGCCGCCCGCGCCGUGGCUCCAAGGGCCCCAACUCCGACCUCUCCCGCACCCUCACCGACUGCACCCGCCGUGGCGACGCCGCCGCCGCCAUGGCCGCCUUCGACUCCGCCCUCUCCGGCCCCGACGCCCCGCGCCUCCUCGCCCACCAGUACAACCAGCUCUUCCACCUCCUCGCCACCGCCGACGCCGACUCGCUCCCCAACGCCGCCGCCGCCGCCCGCCGCGUCUUCUCCCACAUGCUCGGCUCCGGGGCCUCCCCCUCCGAGGCCACCAUCACCUCGCUCGCCCGCGUCACCGCCUCCGAUGCCUCCAACCCCGCGGCCGCUGACGAGGCCUUCGACCUCGUGGCCACCAUGAGGGACAAGUACGGCGUCGCCCCGCGCCUCCGCUCGUACAGCCCCGUGCUCGCCGCGUUCCGCCGCGCGGGGGAGGCCGGGAAGGCCUACGCCGUCGAUGCCCACAUGGAGGCCUCUGCUGUUGCCCCCGAGGAGCCCGAGAUCGCCGCGCUCCUUGAUGUCAGCGCCAAGGCAGGGGACGCAGACAAGGUGUAUGAGUAUAUGCACAAGCUGAGCCGCACCGUGGAUUGUGUCGGCGAGGAGACUGCGGAGGUGCUGGAGGGUUGGUUUCGGAGCGGUAAGGCGGCAAUGGCGGGCAAGGCCGAGUGGGAUGCUUGUAAGGUGAAGGACGCCAUUGUGGCCAAUGGUGGCGGGUGCCAUCGGCUUGGAUGGCUUGGGACCGGCCCUUGGACUGUGCAGCGAGUAAGAGUUGGAGGAGAUGGCCAGUGUGAGGGGUGUGGUUGCCGUCUAGCAUGUGUUGACAUUGACGUCGAGGAGACGCAGAGGUUUGCCGAUUCUGUUGCCAGUCUGGCCCUUCAGAGGGAGACCAAAAUAAAUUUCAGCCAGUUUCAGGAGUGGUUGGAAGAACAUGGAGCAUAUGAAGCUAUAGUUGAUGGUGCAAAUAUUGCACUUUAUCAACAAAAUUUUGCAGAGGGUGGCUUUAGUUUGACUCAGCUGGACGCUGUUGUAACAGAGCUACGGGAUAGAUAUAAUGGUAAAUGGCCACUUGUCGUAUUACAUAAUAAACGCAUUGCCAAGCUUAUGGAAAAUGCAUCUAAUAGACACCUGAUUGAAACCUGGAGAGCGAACGGGGCAUUGUACACUUCACCAAUUGGGUCAAAUGAUGACUGGUAUUGGCUGUAUGCGGCGAUUAGGUUGAAUUGUUUGCUUGUGACUAAUGAUGAAAUGAGAGAUCACAUAUUUGAGCUCUUGGGGUCAUCUUUUUUCCCCAAGUGGAAGCAACGGCAUCAGGUCAAGUACACCUUUAGUAAAGGAAAGGCGGUGCUUAUGAUGCCACCUCCAUAUUCUUCGGAGAUUCAGGAAUCGGAGAUGGGAUCUUGGCAUGUGCCUAUGGAGGAGAAAUCUGGUGAUGACAGAGCUAGGAUUUGGCUUUGUAUUGAUAGGACAGGGCACUGCAAACAUCCCCAUGAAGCUCCUGCAGCAAACGGGGUUGUCCAGGAUGUAUCUCCCACCGAGGCAUCUCAUGGAUGUGAGCAGAGGCGAGCAGAACAUAAUGGUGGCUCCUUAACCGGUAAAAGAAAGGAUAGAAAUUGAUCGCCAUGUAGCUUGAGGUGUCGUUCCUGAGCAGAGGAGGCAUAUUGUAUUUUGCAUUCUGCUGAUGUAUUUCUCAACUAGGGAUGCAGCGGCGGUGCAUCCCAAGAUUCCCAUAUACAUGGGGCAAGAAACGCCAUAAACUACACUAAGGUGAGCUAAGCUGAGCUCCGGUGGGUUAGAUUUUGUUGCGACAUUUUUGGCGAAGGGUCACUGGGUGAUGAAAAUUGUGUUGGCAUCAACUUUGUAAUGCAACACUCAAAUAUCCAAUCUGGUUGCACCGUCAAUUUCUUCAUAUAUAAUGAAAGGUCAGUUGCACUCUGUAUGUAGGAGAACGUAUGCACGUUAUUUUGUGGCGAGAUUCUGGAACACCUGUAGAAUGUUGGAAUUUACCGAUGUGAUCUUGGCGAAACAA